AUGUACGCCAACAUGCUUCCAAACACAUCAAGGUAAUCAAUAGUAUUCCACGUGUUUUCGACGAUGCUAGCCCAAACCAACACAUUUCUGGAUAAGAACUGACUGUCUCAGUCAGAACCGAUUAAAACUGAAAUAAGUACGGAUUGGAGUCAGUUCUGAUUUGGGAUUGUUCCCUUUCGGACACACGGCACACGUUGAAAAAAACUCCCAACAAGCAAACCUUCAGAGAAACUACCGUACCAUCACAAAAUCCAGUCCUCCAGUCAAAUGUAAUACCAGACGAAACAUCAAGCUUUACCAGUGCAUCCAAGAAGCCUGCAAGUGAGCAGAAAGAUACGCUUUCCCAAUUUUCGUGCCACUGGGAGGAAUCAGAUGUGAAAUGCAAUAAAGUUUCCAGAGAUAAAGAGGAACUCACUAACCAUUUCAAUGUGAGUUACAGCAAUGUUCUGCAAUGUUUUUUAUUUAUACUUGAACAUUUUCAGAGUGUUCACGGUUCUUUGCAGAAUUAUUCGGGUAAUGGGACACCUCAAAGAUACGCUCCGUACGAGAAACCUGCAAUGGUGAGAAAGUCGUCAACUGUUGACACGUCUAUCGCGAAUCCAUUGGUCCUUCCUUUUUCCCUUCGAGCAUUAUACUCAACUCAAUGA
Caenorhabditis sp. 36 PRJEB53466 is the source of this 647-nucleotide messenger RNA. The record is from the annotation of a GenBank genome assembly. Lineage: Eukaryota; Metazoa; Nematoda; Chromadorea; Rhabditida; Rhabditidae.